Messenger RNA from Amyelois transitella, 1759 nucleotides. Its product is annotated as circadian clock-controlled protein daywake. The record is from RefSeq and is a predicted model, not a curated record. NCBI's taxonomy places the organism in Eukaryota, Metazoa, Arthropoda, Insecta, Lepidoptera, Pyralidae. The transcript is spliced from 5 exons. Bases 251 to 1006 code for a protein of 251 amino acids.
AAUAGAUACAAAAGAAUAGGCGAGCAGAACGCACGCACAACAGUACUAAACAUUUUAUAGAACGGAUUAGCGACCAACGUUGCGUGAAAAGCAGGCUUCACAUUGGCACAGAGCUAGCCGAAUUUAUGCAACCCGAAAUAAGAAAGAACUCGUUUUCAUUUACAUAAGUAGCCGAGUAAACACGAGGGUCGCCGCGCUGUGUCUGUAAGUUUGUUCGCGCGCCGGCGGUCGUGUCCGUAGUGAUUUUACCAUGUGUGAACGAUAUGUUCUGGUCGUCGGUCUGUUGGCUGUAGCUGCGUCUUUCGUAAGCGAUUGCAACGCGAAACUUGCACCCGACUUCAUCGUGCCAUGCAACAACACAGAGCCAGCAUGUCUCAUAAAAGCAACCAAAGACGCUAUUCCUGGCUUCUCAAAGGGGCUGCCACACUUGGGAGUACCUUCCCUGGACCCGUUUGUCAUCGAUGAGCUCCCCAUCCAGUUGCCAGGCAUUAAGGUCACUUUCUACGAAGGAAAAGUCACUGGGCUGAAGAAAUGCGAGGUGCUCAAUGUUGAGGCAUAUCUGGAGAAAAACAUUUUCACAUUGGAAGUUCGGUGCAACAUCACGAUCAAAGGGAAGUACACGGCCGUCGGAAGAUUACUGCUCUUCCCCAUCAACGGGGAGGGCGACUCCAAAAUUAAAAUUGUUAACUCCGUGAUCAAACUGAACAUCAAGACUAAGUACUUCAAAGACGCGGAAGGUCGGGACCACUUCGGUAUCAGGAGCUAUAGGUACAACUUCGACUACGGGGAGAGGAUCGUGUAUACCAUCACCAAUCUCUUCAAGGGCAAUCCAGAAUUAAGUAACACAGUGCUGCAGUUCUUGAACGAAAACUGGAGAGUGGUUACCGAGGAGUUCGGAAAACCAGUUGUGGACUACGCGAUCAACGUAACAGUUACCACUGCGAAGAAAUUCUUCGAUGCGGUACCAUACGACGAGUUGCUCUAUGUGCCAAUACCUAAGUACUAGUGUCAAAGACCUGUCUAGUGAUCGCAGAGCACUAAUGAGAUCUUGUAACUGUGUGUGUGAUCUUUGCUCUGUGCUAGUGAUAUUAUACUUAAACGUGUUCUUUUUAUUAAUGUGUUGUUUUGGUAAAUUAUUAUUUUUUUGGUACUCGAAAUUUGAAACAAGUUUAUCAGAUUUUUGAUCAAAUGAUUAGUUCGCAUAUGAGUAAUUAUUAUUUUCAAUGGCUAAUUUUUUAAUUUGUGAAGUUGUAUCUGUUUCAUCUAAGCCGCCAGAGGGUAUUUUAGUUUAUUAAAUUUUUAAUGUACAUAAGAAAUAUGUAGUAUAAAAGGCAAAUGUAUUAAUAAUUAUGUACCUUUUUAAAAGCAGAUUAAAUGUGAUAGUGGAUUUUUGUAGUUACCUUAAAGCUAGAUAGCCAUUUUUAGAGUUCUAUGGACGGUGAAUUAUAAAUAUCUUACCGAAGAAAGAAGUGCAUAUGACAAAGAAUUGUUUUACUGGAAAUAUUAUAGAAUCUGCACCAAUUUCUUCCGUUUUAUUGUUAACACCAAAUUAAAUUUCUUUUAAACUUUACUUCAAGAAACAGAUUUUUUUGUUUUGUAGCAUUAUUUUAAAAACAGUUAGAUGUGCACCUACAAUAGACUACAAAGGAAAAUUGUUUUACAAAGUUUAUUUAUUGUUUCGUACCCCUGUCAUUCAACAUUUAAGUUAAAAUUUUAAUCUAAUAAAGAAAUAUGUAUCGAUAUUAUUUUCUACAUCAUA